AUGUCUUCGAAUAUCUUUGUUCCAGUUAGCACGGGCGCUCUUCCCAGCGUGAUAGGCAGUCGGCCUGAUCACCCUGUCCCCCGCUUGGGCAUUUCAAACCAAUCCACACCACUAUCAACAAACAAAUUCUACGCAAAUCUGUUUUUGGGGAACCAAAACCAAGGGGCAUGGACCCACCCAUACUCUGUUUCCUGGGCCAAAGGAACAGGGAAUGCGGCAAGCUGGGGCCUGAGCGUCUCACAUAUUGAAGCAAGCCAGAGAGCGUACGGCCCAGGAAAUCCAGUGCAGUAUUUUAUCAAUCCCAUUGGUAUUCAGUCAAUGAUUCUAUCUGCUGUUGGGCUUGGAAGCGAUACCACUCUUACAACGAGUGAAUUGACUGCUUUCUCUGUGAAUGUGCAUCUAUCCCAGAGCGCAGGCGCACCUCCAGCAGUCACGAUUCCACUUGUUCAAGGCAUGGGAUUUAUCACUGCCAUCUAUAGCUAUUCUGCACCAGUCAUCCAGAGCAGCGUCUUUUUCCGCUCCUUGAGCGCCGUCCAAUCACCCCAGAGCGGCGUCGCAAAGUAUCAAGUCACCCUUGAGGAUAACAGCAUUUGGCUGAUCUACCUGACCGCCUCUAGUGGAUCACCAGUGGCAUUGCAACAAAUCUCAAACACAGUUAUCCAAGCGCCCGCGGAAUUUAAUGGGACUGUACAGAUUGCAAAGGUCCCGCAAGGCAAUACCACGGCUCAAAGCACCUACGAUGCAGCUGCCGGUGUAUAUGCGACGACGGCUCAAGUCUCAGGUAGUGUCUCCGGAAGUGUUGGCAGCUACAGCCUGAGCUGGACAAAAGCCGGGAAGACCAGCAACACGCUGCUCAUGUUUGCCCUUCCUCACCAUGUGCAGUCAUUCUCCUCUGGGACCAAGUCUGGUGUGACUGGCAUCCAACUCCAAACAACGACAAAGGGAAUCGCAACUGCAGUCGUCGCAGACUCAUGGACUUUGACCGAAAGCAGUCUCCCGACAGACAUGGGAUUUGCGCCUUGGAGCCCAUCGCUACGCAGCGUCACAAGCCUUUCGGCGGCUGCUAUUCAGCUGAUUCAGAGCGUGGGGGCUAGCGAAGUAUCCCAGGACAUGAAUGCGCAAACCAACUUGAAUAGCAUGUAUUUUAGUGGCAAGGCGCUUAGCAAGUUUGCAACUAUUGUUUACACCUUACACGAUCUUGGUCAGCGGCCCGACUUGGCAGCCACUGGGCUUGCUUCAUUGAAGAAAGCAUUUGCGCUUUUCGCUUCGAAUCAACAACAAUAUCCGUUGGUCUAUGAAACGGCCUGGAAAGGUGUCGUCUCCACUGCCUCUUAUGCAACAAAUGAUAGCGGAGCAGAUUUCGGCAAUACUUAUUACAAUGAUCACCAUUUCCACUAUGGCUAUUUCAUCCAUACCGCCGCUGUCAUCGGCUACCUGGACCCGUCCUGGCUAGCUGCCAAUCAAGCGUGGGUUAACAUGCUUGUUCGCGAUGUGGCCAACCCGAGCACUGCCGACCCUUACUUUCCUGUUUCGCGUUCCUUUGAUUGGUAUCAUGGGCACUCAUGGGCAAAAGGCCUCUUCGAAUCUGGGGACUCGAAGGACGAAGAGUCAUCCUCUGAAGAUGCGAUGUGCGCAUAUGCGAUUAAGAUGUGGGGCAAGACGAUUGGUGAUGCCAACAUGGAGGCUCGAGGCAAUCUGAUGCUCGCAAUCCUUGCGCGGACACUGCACGACUACUUUUUGAUGGAGAGCACUAACACUAUUCAGCCCGCUAAUUUCAUAGGCAACAAGGUCACGGGAAUUUUAUUCGAGAAUAAGAUUGACCAUACGACAUACUUUGGAACGAACCCUGAAUAUAUUGAAGGAAUUCACAUGAUUCCAUUGAACCCUAGCUCGGCAUUGACACGAACUCAAAAUUUUGUGUCGGAGGAGUGGGCGACGUACUUUAACAAUGGCCGCGUCGAUCAAGUCGCAGGCGGCUGGAGAGGCAUAUUAUAUGCUAAUCUGGCCAUUAUCGACCCCGUCACAUCGUAUAACUUCUUUGCCCAAAGCAAUUUUGAUGCGAGCUGGCUUGACGGAGGGGCCAGCCGCACGUGGUAUCUGGCUUACAGUGCUGGUGAGUGCCUUUUGUUUAAUUUUUUUUUUCUCUUCCUUUCUCUCCCCUUCUUUACCCCUGCUGACGAGCCUUCAAGGUCUUGGCGGAUCGAAAUGAUUGCAAUUUGCAUUUUGUAG
Molecule: messenger RNA, 2229 nt
Organism: Xylona heveae TC161
Lineage: Eukaryota; Fungi; Ascomycota; Xylonomycetes; Xylonales; Xylonaceae
Product: glycoside hydrolase family 81 protein
Exons: 12
Coding region: 1-2229 (742 amino acids)
Cellular component (GO): cell surface
Molecular function (GO): endo-1,3(4)-beta-glucanase activity; glucan endo-1,3-beta-D-glucosidase activity
Source: RefSeq, a predicted model, not a curated record